CACCCGGGAGGUAUAUUCCGCCACAACGGUCGCUAUCUGUGCUCUUGAACACGAUAGGAUACAGCCGAAUACGGUGGGUUGCCGUGGGCAGCCUCAGGCGCAGGGCUGCCUGCAUAUAUAUGAUGAAGAGCUGAGAGCAGGGCAGCCCAAAACCUAGCGCAGCACGCCAGCACCAGCAUAAGGAGAGGGCAGCCAUGCGGCUGAUAAUCCUGCUGCUGCUGGUGCCUCACAUCCGGGCGGACGGCGACGCCCCGAACCGCACCGCUAUCGUCUUCGUCGCCGUGCCGAGUCAGGACAUUCCGGCGGACGCCGCGCUCCGCCAGGCGGUGCGCCAGACCUGGGCGCCGGCGCUCGAGAGGGGCGGCGGCGCGCUCCGCUUCUUCGUGGAGCGGCCACUCCGGAUACGAGAGGAGCUCGUGGUGGUCCUCGACGACGCGGCGCUCCGGGCCGCGCUGGGGCACGCGCGCUUCGUCCGCACCGCGAGCGUCGCCCGCGAGGCGCUCCUCGAUAAGCCCCCCGACCGCAAGUACGGCUGCGGCUCGACGCGGUGGACGGACUUCGUCGUGGGCAUGGCCGGCUGGGCGCGGCGCCAUUUUCGCUUCGACUGGUGGCUGCGCCUCGACGCGGACGUCGUGCUCUGCGUCGAACACACGCUCGCCGCCCUGCGCCGGCCGCCCUUCGCCCCCCUGGGCGCCCGCGUCGUGUACGCGGGCCACGCGGCGCACGCGUACCACCGGCGGCUCUGCGCGGUCGACGAGUUCUUCCUCCUGCUCUCGGCCGGCGCGGCGCGCGAACUCGUGGGCGCGUGGGCCGGGCGCGCGCGGUGGAGCGGCCCCGCGCUCGGCAGCACGCUCGCCGUGAACCUGCCGUCGAUCCUGCGCGGCGCGCCGCUCCGGUCCGUCGAGGCGUACGAUUCGGCCCACCUGCUCGUCUUCGACGUCCGCGCGCCGGGCGCAGACGUCGGGGCGGGCGCGUGCACGCGCGUCCUCGCCCUGCACAAGUACAAGAGCCCCGAAGAGCUCAUCCAAGCCCACGGCCGCGCGGCCCGGAUGCCGGAGAACUGGGCCUGGCAGCCGACGCCGGCCGCGUGGCGACCGGUCUUGAAAAACGGUUCCGGCUCGGUCUGGUCGGGGUGCGAUGCGCCGGUCCCCUAUUGCGACCGGCGGCACGCCGCCCCGUGGCGUGGUAAUUAAAGUUGUGUGUCGU
Pelagomonas calceolata is the source of this 1206-nucleotide messenger RNA. The record is from the annotation of a GenBank genome assembly. Lineage: Eukaryota; Pelagophyceae; Pelagomonadales; Pelagomonadaceae.